This is a messenger RNA of Zalophus californianus (California sea lion), 1367 nucleotides long. It is a transcript of the gene ZFAND2B, whose product is annotated as zinc finger AN1-type containing 2B. Gene Ontology annotation, cellular component: endoplasmic reticulum; cytoplasm. The record is from RefSeq and is a predicted model, not a curated record. Gene Ontology annotation, molecular function: zinc ion binding. NCBI's taxonomy places the organism in Eukaryota, Metazoa, Chordata, Mammalia, Carnivora, Otariidae. Gene Ontology annotation, biological process: protein targeting to ER; proteasome-mediated ubiquitin-dependent protein catabolic process. The transcript has 9 exons. The coding region runs from base 207 to 1040 and encodes 277 amino acids.
GUCAGCACGCCCGCGCGCGCCGGGGGAGGAGUGGGAGUCGCUGGCCGGGAAGGGCUGAGGCUCCGGUAACCCCGGCAGGGCGGGGGGAGAGGGAGGGGCGGGGCAGGAGCCCCCUGGAGUGCGGGGUCGUGGUCCGGACCAGGAGCGGGAGCCCUAGACACGCUCAGCACCGCUUCCUCUGCCAGCAGGCCCCGCCCGGCCCGGCGAUGGAGUUUCCGGACCUCGGGGCUCACUGUUCCGAGCCGAGCUGUCAGCGCUUGGGUGAGGGGCGGAGCGCGCGGGGGGCCGGGCCAGGCCGAGCGAGGCUUGGAGUUGCAGAUUUUCUGCCGCUCAAGUGCGACGCCUGCUCCGGCAUCUUCUGCGCAGACCAUGUGGCCUACGCCCAGCAUCACUGUGGAUCUGCUUACCAGAAGGAUAUCCAGGUACCUGUGUGCCCACUCUGUAAUGUGCCUGUGCCUGUGGCCAGAGGGGAGCCCCCUGACCGCGCUGUGGGGGAGCACAUCGACCGAGACUGUCGCUCAGAUCCAGCACAGCAAAAACGUAAGAUCUUCACCAAUAAGUGUGAACGCUCUGGCUGCCGCCAGCGGGAAAUGAUGAAACUGACCUGUGAGCGCUGUGGCGGAAACUUCUGCAUCAAGCACCGUCACCCACUGGACCAUGAGUGCUCUGGGGAGAGUCACCCAACCAGCCGGCCAGGACUUGCCGCCAUCUCCAGAGCACAAGGUCUGGGUUCUUCUACAAGCACCGUCCCCAGCCCAAGUCGGACGUUGCCUUCAUCUACCUCUCCCAGCAGAGCAACAGCCCAGUCUCCAUCCAGGUCAGCCCCCCCAGUGAUUGCUCUGCAGAAUGGCUUGAGUGAGUAUGAGGCUCUGCAAAGAGCCCUGGAACUGUCCCUGGCAGAGACCAAACCCCAGGUCCCAAGUUCUCAGGAGGAAGAGGACUUAGCUCUAGCACAAGCGCUGUCAGCCAGCGAGGCGGAAUACCGACGGCAGCAGGCCCAGAGCCGCAGCUUGAAGCCGUCCAACUGCAGCCUGUGCUAGGGCCCUGGGCUUGGGGAGGGAGGCUCAGCUGAGGAGGACUGUGGCCCCCACACCUCUAGGGUACACAGGGAGAGGAGGCGGGGAGCAGCCAGGAGUGAAGACAAGGAGGCCACCUGCAGGGAGCAUCCGGAGGAGCACCUUGUGGAGUCAAGCCUACAGAAGGCCCUGGAAGAGAGCAGCUAGAACUGUCUGGUGGGUGGGCCCUCGGCGAAUGCUGGCCAGGCCCCGGACAGCCCCCUGCAUCAUGUCAUCCCCUUUACACUGAGGCUGCCCCCAUCUGUAGGGGGCAAGGAGGGGCCUGGAAGGAAUAAAGGAUCUUGGCAGUCA